Messenger RNA from Lingula anatina, 599 nucleotides. RefSeq lists its product as uncharacterized. Gene Ontology annotation, cellular component: endoplasmic reticulum. NCBI's taxonomy places the organism in Eukaryota, Metazoa, Brachiopoda, Lingulata, Lingulida, Lingulidae. The record is from RefSeq and is a predicted model, not a curated record. Gene Ontology annotation, molecular function: peptidyl-prolyl cis-trans isomerase activity. Gene Ontology annotation, biological process: protein peptidyl-prolyl isomerization.
GAUCAACGUGUAUAAACAUGGACGUACGCUGGCAGUGGACUGCACUGCAGUAUAUAACUUGUUCAUUACUGAUAGUCGAGUGUGCUAAAAAGAAGAAGGAACUCCAAAUAAUUACAGAGCACAAGCCUGCAGACUGCAGUGUAAAGGCAGGCGACGGAGACCAUGUUGAAGUUCAUUAUACGGGGAAAUUAGAUGAUGGUUCUGUGUUUGAUUCUUCACGCACUGAGGGCAGGUCACCCCUGCCAUUUACACUGGGAGCAGGGAAAGUUAUUCCAGGUUGGGAACAAGGGAUUUUAGGGAUGUGUGUUGGUGAGAAAAGAAAACUUAUCAUUCCAUCUCAUCUCGCUUAUGGUAAAAAAGGGCACCCCCCUGUCAUUCCAGGUGGAGCCACUCUUCAUUUCGAUACAGAGCUAGUGGGACUGACUAAGAAAACCGUUGAAGGGAAACUACUGAAGACUCUUCAGUUUCUGUUGAUCCCAGCAGCUGUUCUCAUGCUUUUAUACUAUUUAUAUGAAAGAUUAUCUCAGGCUCCAGCAAAAGAGGAGAAGAAAAGCAAGAAAAAACGCAGAUAGUUUAACGUUCUAAAAAUGUUUUCUUUA